Messenger RNA from Cololabis saira (Pacific saury), 970 nucleotides. RefSeq names its product complement C1q subcomponent subunit C-like. The record is from RefSeq and is a predicted model, not a curated record. Lineage: Eukaryota; Metazoa; Chordata; Actinopteri; Beloniformes; Belonidae. The coding region runs from base 116 to 847 and encodes 243 amino acids. Gene Ontology annotation, molecular function: protein binding. The transcript has 5 exons.
GUUGCUGCUUCGAGAUGUUUCACUUCCCGUUUUCUUCACGACUGAAUCACAUCUGAGACUCUGAAGGAGACGGAUUAAUCGUGUCCUUGCAAGACGCCAGACCUCAUCACUGCACAUGGACCGGCGGUGUCUGAGCUGCAGCGCUGCAGCGUUGCUGCUCCUGGUCCUCGCCGCCCCGGCUGCCACGCAGUCGUCCUGCAGAGGUGGAGUUCACGGGAUUCCCGGUAUUCCAGGCAUCCAUGGACCCAACGGCAAGGACGGCCUCAAAGGAGAGAAAGGAGAUCCAGGUGAGGAUGGGCUGUCAGGCAGGGGCGUAAAGGGAGUGUCGGGGGACCGGGGCCCCCCGGGCCGGCCGGGUCUGAAGGGGGACGUGGGUCUGCCGGGCCCGUCCGGAUAUCCAGGGCCCAAAGGAGAGAAGGGGAGACCCUACAGCCCUUCCACCGAUCUCAAAUCUUUCUUCUCCUACAAAAUGAUGACGACACAACCGCCAGAGUUGGACGCGCCCAUCAACUUCAACACACACAUCCUGCCUGACCUGGACGCGCAGUUUCAAGGAGAAUCUCUGACCAACGGGACGUUCACCUGCGUCACCAGCGGCGUGUAUUUCUUCAGUUUCCACACGUCAGUGAAGAGCAGAGUGUGUCUGAGGCUGAUGAAGGGCAGCGCCGAUCACAUGACCCUGUGCGACACGGCCGACGGCUUCCUGGUCACGUCUGGCUCUGCGCUGCUGCAGCUGCAGGCCGGGGACGAGGUGUCUCUGCAGGUCACCAGGUUCAACCACCUGGUGACGGCGCAGAGCAGCACCGGACACACUUUCACCGGCUUCCUGGUGCUGCCCACCGCCUAGUAACAGCCUGCAGGACAGAGACUCUGCACUGAAAAAAAUACAUCUAAACGCAUGUAAAUAUAACAUGUUUAAAUCUGUGAUAUUAACAAUUAAAAAUGAAGUUUGUUGCUUUACAUGAAUACA